Molecule: messenger RNA, 2271 nt
Organism: Penicillium concentricum
Lineage: Eukaryota; Fungi; Ascomycota; Eurotiomycetes; Eurotiales; Aspergillaceae
Product: DEAH-box ATP-dependent RNA helicase PRP43
Exons: 3
Coding region: 1-2271 (756 amino acids)
Cellular component (GO): spliceosomal complex; intracellular anatomical structure
Molecular function (GO): RNA binding; RNA helicase activity; ATP binding
Source: RefSeq, a predicted model, not a curated record
AUGUCCGAUAACCGAUCUGACUCCGAAGGUGGCGCGCGCGCCAAGCGCCAGAAGAUGGACGGCGGAGACCCAAAGAAUAACCCCUACCUCGCUCACAUGUACGAGAACGACAAUGCCUCCGACAACGGGGCCCUGGCCAAGUUCAAGCGACACCAGACAACCUCAGCGAUGGCGAAGAAGGCCGAAGAUGGCGAUAUAAACCCUUUCAGUGGCAGACCUUUUUCCAGCAAAUACUUCUCAAUCCUGAAGACCCGUCGCGAUUUGCCCGUCCACACGCAACGUGAUGAGUUCCUGCAACUCUACCAACAGUCCCAGAUUCUUGUCUUUGUUGGUGAGACUGGUUCCGGAAAGACUACGCAGAUCCCGCAAUUCGUCCUCUACGAUGAUCUCCCCCAAACCCAGGGCAAAAUGGUCGCUUGUACACAGCCCCGACGUGUGGCUGCCAUGUCCGUCGCCCAACGUGUGGCUGCUGAGAUGGAUGUCAAGCUUGGAGAGGAAGUCGGUUACAGUAUCCGUUUCGAAGAUAUGACCGGCCCGAAGACCAUCAUGAAGUACAUGACUGAUGGUAUGCUUCUUCGUGAGGCUAUGAACGAUCCCAACCUCAAUCGUUACAGCACAAUCAUGCUCGAUGAGGCUCACGAGAGAACCAUGGCGACUGAUAUCCUGAUGGGUCUUUUGAAGGAAGUUGUGGUGCGUCGGCCUGACUUGAAGAUUAUUAUCAUGUCGGCUACUCUGGAUGCGCAAAAGUUCCAGCGCUACUUCAUGGAUGCUCCCCUUCUCGCAGUCCCCGGUCGUACCCACCCUGUCGAGAUCUUCUACACCCCCGAGCCUGAGCAAGAUUACGUCGAGGCCGCAGUUCGGACUGUGCUGCAAAUCCACGCCACCGAGGGUGAGGGAGAUAUUCUUCUCUUCUUGACUGGUGAGGAAGAGAUUGAGGAUGCUUCGCGGAAAAUCGCACUCGAGGGAGAUGAGAUGGUUCGCGAGGCUGACGCUGGUCCUCUCAAGGUCUACCCUCUUUACGGUAGUCUUCCUCCUCACAUGCAACAGCGCAUUUUCGACCCUGCACCACCUCCUCGCCGACCAGGUGGCCGCCCUGGCCGCAAGGUCAUCGUGUCCACCAACAUCGCCGAAACAUCUCUAACCAUCGAUGGUAUCGUGUACGUUGUGGACCCCGGAUUCUCCAAGCAAAAGAUUUACAACCCCCGCAUUCGUGUCGAGUCACUCCUCGUGUCCCCCAUCUCCAAGGCCUCCGCGCAGCAGCGAGCUGGUCGUGCCGGUCGUACACGUCCCGGAAAGUGCUUCCGCCUCUACACCGAGGGCGCAUUCAAGAAGGAAUUGAUCGAGUCGACUUACCCUGAGAUUCUUCGGUCAAACUUGUCAUCAACCGUGCUGGAAUUGAAGAAGCUUGGCGUUGACGAUCUCGUCCACUUCGAUUUGAUGGACCCCCCUGCGCCAGAGACGCUGAUGAGAGCAUUGGAAGAACUGAACUAUUUGGCCUGUCUGGACGAUGAUGGAAACCUUACUCAGCUUGGUCGUCUGGCCUCUGACUUCCCUCUCGACCCUGCCCUCGCUGUUAUGUUGAUCAGCUCUCCCGAAUUCUACUGCUCUAAUGAAAUCCUUUCCAUCACCGCCCUUCUGUCUGUGCCACAGGUCUUUGUUCGUCCUCCUGCCCAGCGCAAGCGUGCCGACGAGAUGAAGAACCUGUUUGCCCACCCCGACGGAGACCACUUGACAAUGCUGAACGUCUACCACGCCUACCGAGGCAGUGACGCCCAGGCAAACCCCAAGCAGUGGUGCCACGACCACUUCCUCUCCCAGCGUGCUCUCCAGUCCGCCGAUAACGUCCGCUCCCAGCUGCUCCGCAUCAUGGAACGCCAGGAUCUCGAAAUGGUCUCCACUCCCUUCGAGGACAAGAAGUACUACGAGAAUAUCCGCCGUGCCCUCUGCGCCGGUUUCUUCAUGCAAGUCGCCAAGAAGGACACAGGUGGCAAGAGCCAAUACCUUACCAUCAAGGAUAACCAGAAUGUGCUCCUGCACCCGUCCACCGUCUUGGCUCAUGAGGCCGAGUGGGUCUUGUAUAACGAAUUCGUUCUCACUACCAAGAACUACAUCCGUACCGUCACUGCCGUCAAGCCAGAAUGGCUUUUGGAUAUCGCCCCUACAUACUACGAUAUCAACAGCUUCCCCAAGGGUGACAUCCGCUCUGCCCUUACUCGGGCCGCUGAUCGUCUCGCGCACAGGGAGAAGAUCCGUGCCGAGAAGCGUCGCUAG